Molecule: messenger RNA, 3213 nt
Organism: Heteronotia binoei (common prickly gecko)
Lineage: Eukaryota; Metazoa; Chordata; Lepidosauria; Squamata; Gekkonidae
Product: WD repeat and coiled-coil-containing protein-like
Exons: 4
Coding region: 302-2593 (763 amino acids)
Molecular function (GO): kinase binding
Source: RefSeq, a predicted model, not a curated record
CAAUGGCGAAAGAUCAUAGAAAAAAGCCACCUGGUGGUGCGUCUUGACUCCGCCCCUUUCCAGCGGCUACCAUCGACGACAGCGUUCGAAGAGAGGCCUUUGAGAUCCAGCGCCCCCUGCGGCAGCCUGGAGCAGGGCAUGGUACCAGGGCAUCUCCAUCGCCUCGCCCUCAAAUCAGUGGCAGGGAUGGACUGAGCGCCCGGGGGGCUGAACAAGAGGCCCAGCUCUCGCUUCUCAGCGGCCACAUGAUCGCGUUUCUACUGAGAUGUCCUUCUCCAAAAUUUAAAAAGCAAAACAAAAAAUGGAACUGGGGAAAGGAAAGCUACUGAGGACUGGCCUCAAUGCCUUAUACCAGGCCAUACAUCCUGUGCAUGGCAUCGCUUGGACAGAUGGAAAGCAAGUGAUCCUGACUUCUUUCUACUUACAUAAUGGGGAACCUAAAUUUGGCAGCUCCAAUGUGGUGGGUCAGUUUGAACACGUUCAUGGACUUUACUGGGGACCAUUGUGCACAGAAGAUGUCCCUGCACUUCUUGCCAUUCAGCAUAAAAAACACAUCACCAUGUGGCAGCUCUGUUACAGUGCUUCUGAAAGAAAUAAGCUUAUGGUUUAUCAGAUCAGUGAAAUUGGUGAGGCAUUUCCUAUACUCCCCCAGGGCUGCAUAUGGCAUCCCAAAAAAGAAGUCUUGGCUGUUCUGACCACCCGGGAUGCUUCUGUCCUGCACAUGGUUCGCCUCAACAAUUCCAGGAUAAAAGCAGACAUCAAGGGCACUGGGCUGGUCCAUUGUGCUUGCUGGACUGAAGAAGGCAAUCGCUUGGUGAUUGGGAUAGGCAGUGCCCUCCAUUCCUAUAUUUGGGAUGACGAUCGGACAACUUUGAACCCGUGUUCUUUCUGCCCAAUAUUUGAUGUAGGAGGCUAUGUCUGUGCUGUUGAAGCCACUUCAAGUUCCCAAGUGGCGGUUGCUACUGAACUUCCGCUAGAUAAGAUAUGUAGCUUGAAUGCAGGGAUGGCUUUUGAAAUAUCAACGGACGCUGUAUCAAACUCUGUUCCUUCGCAAACUACCUCGCUGAGCUGUGAAGAAGAGCUCUCUACGGAUGUUGGGAAAAAGAUCCUAGACCAAGAACAGUCUUUACCUGCCAGAGCACUUGCACCUUCACCUGUAGAUCUAACCCAUAUUCUUUCAAGCAAACCCCGAUUGGACAACACUCCUCUCAUUCAUUUAAGAGCAAAGGACUACCUAACAGGAAGUGGCCAAGAUGCUUCACACCUGAUCUUGGUGACUUUUGAAAAAAAAGUGACUGCUACAAGGAGAGUCAGUAUCCCAGGCAUUCUGGUCCCAGAUAUAAUGGCUUUUGACCCUAAAAAUCAGACUGUGGCUGUAGCAUCCAACACCUGUAAUAUAAUUUUGGUGUACUCAUUAAUGUCCUCCCACUUACCUAACAUUCAACAAAUUCAGCUUGAGAAAAGCGAGAGGCCAAAGGGAUUGUGUUUCCUAACAGAUAAACUAUUACUAAUACUGGUUGGGAAACAAAAAUUAACAGAUCCUGCUUUUCUUCCAUCCUCACGAUCAGACAAGUACCUUCUCCGUUUGAUGAUCAAAGAAAUUAUAUGCAAAGAGGGUUCCUCUGCACUUUCUGGCUCUGCUCCAGCUGGUUCAGUAAGCCUGGCUAUGAAAAGAGAGGGCCUUGAAACUCAUUCAGAUGGUCACCCUCUGAGUGAUGGAUUGCUCCUCCCAGGCUGCACAGUAGUUCCCUCUCCUAGAAGUAAAAAAAAGCUCAUCGAAGAAAUUAAGAGCCCUGCUAAUGAACAGAACCUGUUGAUGAGUGCAGUUGACCUAAAGGAAAAGAAUAUUUCCAAGGAUUUUCCCCAAAUCCUGGAAACUUUGGAUACUGAACCAACAAAUCGUUCACUGGUUCUUCAAGGACUUCAGACCUCAUCAGGAUUGGCUGACAUACCAGCUUCUCCAAACCAGCGAGUGCAGAGAUCCCCUGACACUUUAAAUUCUUCCAAUGUUAACGUUUUGCGAAGUGAAAAAGAAGCCAGUUACUUACCUAAAAAUCUUGAAAGGUUGUGUAGCAGCUUUACAGAGUUGCAGCAUCAGCUUUUUGAAUUAACUGAGCUUCUGAAAUCUGGAAAAAAACCUUUGUCAGGAUAUCCAUCUUCUCGGGAACCUUCUUUUGUUAAUAUCACUUGCCAGAAGGAUUCAGCAGGAGCUGUGACUCUUGAAAAGCGAGCUGUUAUCCUCUGUGAUGGCAAACUUCGUCUAAAUAUAGUUCAGCAGAUUUUCAACCUGUGUCUUGUUGAAAUGCAACAUGAUUUGUCCUGGAUUGUUCUCACGGCAGACAGUGAGGGCUUUAUUCCAUUGACAUUCAGCACGCUGCAGGAGAUAGUCAUCAGAGAUGCUUGUGCCAACCCUCACGAAGAUAGCAUUCAUUCUUCCAAAACUCUGGACAUUGUCAACUCCACCAGUGGCUACACAAAGCUUUCUUCCCAAAGUCUAGAUCGUUCCACUAGUUCUUUGGAAGUACUGAGAGAACAUUCUUCCAGGAGUCUAGAGACCAUCAGUUCCUCUGUCCAAACCAGCCCUAAUUCAUAAGAUGAGCUAAACCUGUUCACAUUCAGAACAAUUUGUUAGUUGUCCUUUAGGACUCAAGCCUUUCAGCUGUGCAUAAUUAAAACUGGGUGAGUUGUGCUUUUACGAGUGUAUGCCAUUUGACCAUUCUCUAGAUCUUCCUUAGACUGUUUUCCUCCCACAUUUUGCAACUCAGUACAAACUAGAGGUUGUAUUUAAGAUAUUUAUAAGCCUGCCUUUCUCCUGAGCAUCUCAGCUGGUAAAAGAUUUAAAAUACCCCCCUCCCCCAAAUUUGUACACCUGAUUUGCAUGUUUCCUGCACUGUUGAGGGGGGGAAAUGCUUCUGGUUUGCUAAAACUUGCUUAAAACAAAUGUAUGUUUCCAGUUUCCAGUAGAACAUUGCUAGAAAUGUUUUUUCUAUUAAUGAAGAAAUGUAAACAUUAUUGCCAAAAUUAUAAGGUCUCUAGGGGGGGUUGCCCUUAGAAUUUAACUCAGGAGAUGUCUCAGUGGAGACCACACUGAAAAUAAUGUAUUAAUGUAGCUUCAGGCUUAUUUAGUACCAUGUCACAUAAAACCUUGCAAGUGAAGGUUCUGCAUCGUUAUACUAAUGUAACUUUUAUUUAUUAAAAUAAUUUAUACCCCUC